Messenger RNA from Fusarium poae, 1413 nucleotides. RefSeq lists its product as uncharacterized. The record is from RefSeq and is a predicted model, not a curated record. Gene Ontology annotation, biological process: protein quality control for misfolded or incompletely synthesized proteins. Gene Ontology annotation, cellular component: mitochondrion; cytoplasm. Lineage: Eukaryota; Fungi; Ascomycota; Sordariomycetes; Hypocreales; Nectriaceae. Gene Ontology annotation, molecular function: ATP hydrolysis activity; ATP binding. The coding region runs from base 1 to 1413 and encodes 470 amino acids. The transcript has 3 exons.
AUGGCCACAGUAGUCGACGCUGAGCCUAUCCAUGGCGGAGGUCCAAUUCCAGAGUACGACAGAAGGGUUGCAGCGGGAAGGUUACGGAAUGACGAACACCAAAGAGGGAUUAUUCAAAACUUCCAAAACCUGUAUCAUGAAUUGGAACAAUAUGACGCCCCUCCUGUCGAGCAUCCCACUAUAGAAUCCCUCAAGCCCCCCAAGAAAUCCAUAUUCUCGUCCCUCUUUGGCUCGAGUGGCAAGAAAUCCGCCAUUGGGUCGAUUUCUAGCGACCUCCCUAAAGGCUUGUAUCUUCAUGGCGACGUUGGCUGCGGCAAGACCAUGUUGAUGGACCUCUUAUACGACACUUUGCCCCCGUCCGUCAAAUCAAAGAGUCGCAUCCAUUUCAACAACUUCAUGCAAGAUGUACACAAACGACUGCACAAGUUUAAGAUGGAGCAUGGAAAUGAUAUCGAUGGCGUGCCCUAUGUCGCAGCCGAUAUUGCUCAACAGGGAAAUGUCCUCUGCUUCGAUGAGUUUCAAUGCACUGAUGUCGCGGAUGCCAUGAUUUUGAGAAGAUUACUUGAGUCUCUCAUGGCAAACGGUGUAGUGCUCGUGACGACGUCCAACAGACGUCCCGACGAACUGUACAAGAACGGUGUUCAACGAGAGUCUUUUAUCCCUGCCAUCGAACUUCUCAAAAACCGCCUGCAUGUUAUCAACCUAGAUUCUCCCACAGACUACCGAAAGAUUCCCCGGCCGCCAUCUGAUGUAUACCACACGUCGCUCGACAGCCACGCCCAAGCACACGCCGAGAAAUGGUUCCGAUUCCUCGGCGACCCCGAGCAGCCAGAGCCUCGACCCGAGAUCCAGAAAGUAUGGGGCCGCGAAAUUUAUGUUCCCCGAGUCAGUGGCCGUGCAGCAUGGUUCACCUUUGACGAGCUGAUCCGACAACCAAAGUCCGCUGCUGACUUCAUCGAACUUGUCCGCUCUUACGAGGCAUUCAUCGUCACUGAUAUCCCUGGCAUGACUCACCAGCAACGAGAUCUUGCGCGUCGAUUCAUCACAUUUAUCGACGUUGUAUACGAGGGCAAUGCCAAGCUUGUCUUGACGACUGAAAAGCCUCUGUCUGAGCUAUUCGUUUCUCGCGACGAGAUUGCCGAAAGCUUGAUGAAGCAAGGUGUGAAGGGCGCUGACGCCGAGAAAGCUGCCGAUAGUCAUGACUUGGUGCGCAACGUCGAAAAACUCAAGGAUUCAAAUCUUUUUGCCGGUACAGAGGAAGCUUUUGCAUUCGCUCGAGCUCUCAGUCGACUGCGGCACAUGGAGAGUAAGGAAUGGGUUGAGAGAGGGAUGGGUCUUGAGGCUCGGGGUGGACAGCCAGAUAAGGAUAAUUGGAUCAAGGCCAGAAGUAAGCAGAUGGAGGACUCCAUGUGA